CCGGAGUUAAAAACGUCGAAUUCGUGUCACAGGCAUUGUAACAGUGGUGAAACUGAGUACGUUUUGCUAAACUCAUAGCUACUGAAACCCUGGAUUAGACUGUAGAGCAUCUACAGCGACAGCACAUACGACAGGCAGAAGUAAGGGCUGUUGAAACAUUGGAGCAGCGUGAAAAGCGACAGCAAGUUACAUUCUAUUUACAGAACACCAGGCAGCAGAGUACUAUGGAGCUCCAUAAUCAGGAACAAACCAUCAAACUGCUGCAGCAGUAUGAGAAGCUCCAGAAUCAGAUAACCAGGCUGCAGCAGCAGUAUGAGAAGCUCCUGAAGGAGAAAAUCAGGCAGCAACAGGAGAAGAAGCUCCUGAAGGAGAUAACCAAGCUGCUGCAGCAGUAUGAGAAGCUCCUGAACAAGAAAAUCAGGCUGCAGCAGGCCAAUGAACAGCUCCGGAAUCAGAACAUCAAGCUGCAGCAGGACAAUAAACAGCUCCAGAAUCAGAACACCAGGCAGCAGCAGGAGCUAGAGGAGCUCCAGAAGGAGGCCCAGCAGGAAGUUCCUUCAGUCCUCAUGGCACCACUCGCAGGGUUCUUGUGAUUAGGGUGGAUCGUUCAUGAAGAACCAGGUACCACAACCAGCUGUACCAAUCAAUGUGGCAGGAGCUGAUGAGCCUUCGCGAUUGCGUCUGCCCACUUUCAAUAAAUGGCUCUUUUCUGCCAGAUGUUUUCUAGUUACCUUUUGAGUAUUUUGUGUGUGUGCGUGUGUGAAGGCAUUAUUUGUCUAUGGAGGGGGAAAAAAAUAAUUGUUUUGCUAGUGUGCCAUAUGAAUAAAUUUACACAAGCUGUUUA
This is a messenger RNA of Clarias gariepinus (North African catfish), 844 nucleotides long. RefSeq names its product golgin subfamily A member 6-like protein 4. Bases 225 to 593 code for a protein of 122 amino acids. NCBI's taxonomy places the organism in Eukaryota, Metazoa, Chordata, Actinopteri, Siluriformes, Clariidae. The record is from RefSeq and is a predicted model, not a curated record. The transcript is spliced from 12 exons.